AUGGCUGCCGUCACCCAAGCCUCCGCUCCCAAGACGGAGCCCUCGAGAGAGGAUGAGACCCUGCUGGUCCUUGCGCGAUUAAUGGAGGGCGGCAAGGAAGACGACGAGACCAUCCGCGACCUGGACCAGCUCACCAAGCUGUUGAAUGACGACCUCCAGCUCAUCCAGGCCAAGACAUCCGCACCCACGAUAUGCAAACUCAUCGACAGCGACUGCGUCGACACCAUCUUGGCAUACCUCGACAUGAGACAGCCAGAGAUCGUCCGCGCACACGCCAUCGUGGCCACCUCCGCCUAUCUCAAGGCCGCCGGUGACGAUGGUGCCAAGAAGCUCUCGGGCUUCUUUUUCGACAAGGUCAAGAGGGGCACUUACGAUGACUACAUUGUCGCCUUCUGCGUUGCUGCUUCAGCCUUCCCCAUCGUCCCGGAUCUGACUGCCGAGCUGUUCCUCAGCGAGGGCUUCCUCAGCUCCCUGGGCCCCCUGAUGAGGAGGAAGUGGAAGAGCCGCAAGGUCGAGACCGCCUGUCUCGAGAUGCUCAACGCCGCCUGCAUGAACUCGCAGUGCCGUGACGCAGUGAACAAGUACUGCACCGAGUGGCUGGAAGAGGUUGUCGACCAGGACCCCGACCAGAUUGCCAAGGAGAUGCAGCAAGAUCCCGAGUACGCCGUCCAGGAGGGCUCCGUCGCCAUGCGGAGGCACUCGGAGCAGGUCCAAAACUUGGCAGCCGUCAUCCUGGCAAAACUGAGGGCGGUGCCCCCGGCGCCGGCGCUGAAUGAGGAGGGGCAAGGGAAGAUUUCACCGGCAAUCACUACCAUCGAAGACCUUUCAACGAGAUUCACAUCAAUGCUCCUGAGCGACGACGACCAUGGAGAUCAACAUUCAAUCGAAGGCCUGGCGUACGCAUCGAUCCAGCCAGCCAUCAAAGAGAAGCUUGCGGGAAACCCAGAUUUCUUGAAGAAGCUGGUCAAGAAGCUGGCGGACGCACCGCCAAAAUCUCCCUUGACCUAUGGAGCGCUCAGUAUCUUGGUGAACAUCACUAGAUACCAACCUAAGCUGUCUGAGGAGGACAAGAAAAUGAACCAGCUGAAGGCAUACGCAGCUGCAGCUGGCAAGGGCGCUGGGCCUGAUCCCCUUAACGACGACGACCAUGUCACAGAACGGUGCAAGCGUGUCUUUGAGGCUGGCGUCACCCCGGUCCUGGUCACGCACAGCAAGUUUGGUUCACCUGCGUCACUUUCUCUCACUGUCGCUAUCAUUUAUUCCCUAUCAGUUACAACCUCUUUGCGUGGAAAGCUGGCACAGCAAGGCGCUGUGAAACUACUCCUCACGGCGUGGGCCACACUUCCAGAGACUGAGGCCGCAGGAAGGCGGACAGCCGCUCAGGCUCUGGCGCGAAUUCUUAUCAGCACCAACCCGGCUCUCGUGUUCGGCGGCAGCCGCUCCAAUCCUCAAGCUUCAGCUAUCAGACCGCUUGUUUCCAUCAUUCCUCCGGACCCAGCAGCGGAGCACCGAGACCUGCUUCCAACUUUUGAAGCGCUCAUGGCACUUACUAACCUCGCAUCGACUGACGAUCUUGACACUAGAAGAGCCAUCAUCCGGGUAGCCUGGCCACAGAUUGAAGACCAAUUGCUUUGCUCAAACGCGCGCGUAUCGAAGGCUGCCGUCGAACUCAUCUGCAACCUCGUACAAGCGGUUGAAGGCUUGGCACUGUAUGCCGACGGUAGCCCCCAGGCAAAGGGCCGCAUGCACAUUCUCCUUGCACUAGCCGACGCAGAGGACGAGGGCACACGCAGCGCUGCCGGUGGCGCUCUCGCCGCUCUCACAGGGCACGAGAACGUUGUACAAGCCAUUGUGGACCGUGAGCGAGGAGUCAAGGUUGUCCUCGACAUGUGCGCGGAUGACAACGAGGACCUGCGUCACCGGGCUGGUUUCAUUAUUUACAACAUGGUGGCUGCCGAGGGUGCACCUGGGGCUAACGCCCGCAAGAAGAUUAUCGAGGAGGGCGGUCUUGAGGUUCUCAAGGAGGCGGCCAAGAAGAGCCGGCGGGCGGAGGUUCUCGAGGUUCUCGUUCAGGCGUUGAAGAUUCUGCUCGAGGAUACCAAUAACAGGGCGUUGGAGGGUUAG
Messenger RNA from Colletotrichum chrysophilum, 2124 nucleotides. RefSeq lists its product as uncharacterized. Bases 1 to 2124 code for a protein of 707 amino acids. The record is from RefSeq and is a predicted model, not a curated record. NCBI's taxonomy places the organism in Eukaryota, Fungi, Ascomycota, Sordariomycetes, Glomerellales, Glomerellaceae. The transcript has 2 exons.